AUGGCGACGUCGGCGCCACCUGCUGCAGUUUCGGAUGGAGACCGCGUCGAUCCACUUGGAUCCUCCCCUGAAGACCAGAAAGGAGUGUUGCCCAAUGCUUACCACGUACUAUUCAAUCUGGACUUUGAGGCGCGUGUACCCAUCCCCUUCAGUGUCUUCCCGUCGUCGUACCGGAGUGACGCUGUCUCUGAGACUACUCAGACUAGAGUAGAAGGAGAGGUUGACAUCAAGACCACUUCGCGCGUCGGACGGGAAGAUACUGCUGGUGCUCCUCUUCCCGACCCCCGUGUCUACGGAAAGGAAGAAGUUGACGUACGCAUCCGUACCGACGACCGCCGUCCUCACUCUCGCUACGAAGAGACUCGCGUCUACGAAGAGCGUGACCGCUUCUACGACAGCAGACAGAACUACCCUGAGGUAGAACUUUCCCGCGAACGCUUCCGCGAACCGAUUGGUCGUUACGAAGAGCACCCUACCUCUUCCACCACUACUGUCACUCAGGACCGGGCCUACGAGACCCAGCUUGACGUUACCGAACGCGACUUCCGCCGUCGUAUUCAACCCACUUACGAGGUCGACGUAACUUACGACCGUCGCUACCAGCCCGAGACUGCAGCUUACCGUGCUGACGCUUACGACGUCACCCCUGAAGGCCGCAACCCUUACAACCGAUCUACCCAAGUUUCUGUAACAAAGGAGACUAUCCGUGAAGAAGCCCCCAAGUCCAAAAUGGGUUACUACGACGACGAAGGUCACUACCACUCCUUCCGCCGCGGCGUUGAGCGUGCUGCCGACCGCCUCCUCCAUCCUUUCCACCAUGAGCGUGAGGAGGUUGUUGUCGAGGGUGCUCCUCGUGCCCGUGAGGAGGUCCGUAUCAUCGAGCCUCGUGGCGGUGUCUCCAGCAAGGAGAGUGUUCCCAUCCCCGUUCACUUCAUCCGUGUCGGUGACCUCCUCAUCCUCCAGGGACGUCCUUGCCAGGUGAUCCGUGUCUCCGUCUCUCCCCAGACUGGCCAGCACCGCUACCUCGGUGUUGACCUCUUCACCCGUCAACUUCAUGAAGAGUCCAGCUUCAUCUCCAACCCCUCUCCCUCUGUUGUUGUCCAGACCAUGCUUGGACCUGUCUACAAGACCUACCGUGUCCUCGAUGUCCAUGACGAUGGUUUCAUCACCGCCAUGACCGAGACCGGUGAUGUUAAGCAGAGCCUCCCUGUCAUCAGCCAGGGCGGUCUCUUCCAGCGCAUCCGUCAAGCCUACAGCGACGGCCGCGGCAGUGUCCGUGCUCUCGUCAUCAACGACGGUGGACGUGAAUUGGUUGUUGACUACAAGGUCAUCCACGGUUCUCGUUUGUAA
Molecule: messenger RNA, 1350 nt
Organism: Talaromyces amestolkiae
Lineage: Eukaryota; Fungi; Ascomycota; Eurotiomycetes; Eurotiales; Trichocomaceae
Exons: 3
Coding region: 1-1350 (449 amino acids)
Biological process (GO): positive regulation of translational termination; positive regulation of translational elongation
Molecular function (GO): RNA binding; ribosome binding; translation elongation factor activity
Source: RefSeq, a predicted model, not a curated record